Thamnophis elegans (Western terrestrial garter snake) is the source of this 2689-nucleotide messenger RNA. It is a transcript of the gene CADM1, whose product is annotated as cell adhesion molecule 1. NCBI's taxonomy places the organism in Eukaryota, Metazoa, Chordata, Lepidosauria, Squamata, Natricidae. Gene Ontology annotation, biological process: susceptibility to natural killer cell mediated cytotoxicity; cell recognition; detection of stimulus. Bases 36 to 1499 code for a protein of 487 amino acids. The transcript is spliced from 12 exons. Gene Ontology annotation, molecular function: signaling receptor binding. Gene Ontology annotation, cellular component: plasma membrane; synapse; neuron projection. The record is from RefSeq and is a predicted model, not a curated record.
GGGCGGCGCUGCCAGAGCCGAGCAGGUGCCCGAGGAUGGCGAGCCGCAGCCGGACGAGCGCGCCGCAGAGCAGGCGGCCGCAGCCCCACCAGCAGCCCCACCGGCAGCCGCCGCCGCCGCAGCAACACCAACCCCGGCCCGCCCCGCCGCCGCCCCCGCCGCCCGCCCUGGUGGUGCUCCUGCUGGUCGCCGCCGCCGCCGCCUCCCUUCUGCCCACAGGGGAUGGACAGAACCUGGUGACAGAGGACGUAACCGUGGUGGAGGGAGAGGUGGCCACCAUCAGCUGCAGAGUCAAAAACAGCGACGACUCCGUGAUCCAGCUCUUGAACCCCAACAGGCAAACUAUUUAUUUCAGAGACUUCAGACCCUUGAAGGACAGCAGGUUUCAGCUAGUGAACUUCUCUAGCAGCGAGCUCAGAGUCUCCCUGACCAACGUCUCCAUUUCGGAUGAGGGAAGAUACUUCUGCCAGCUCUACACGGACCCCCCGCAGGAGUACUACAUGACCAUUACGGUGCUCGUCCCGCCACGUAACCUGAGGAUCGAGUCCCAGAAGGACACUGCGGUGGAAGGAGAGGAGAUUGAGCUGAAUUGCACGUCCAUGGCCAGCCGGCCAGCCACGAUGCUCAAAUGGUUCAAAGGCAGCAAGGAACUCUUUGGCAAAUCAGAAGUGGAGCAGUGGUCAGACAUGUACACGGUGACCAGCCAGCUCUUGCUAAAGGUCAAGCGGGAGGACGACGGGGUCCCCGUUGUCUGUCAGGUAGACCACCCUGCCGUUAAAGACUUGCAGACCAAGUACUACCUUGAUGUAAUGUAUAAGCCUGAAGUACAAGUUUUGCAGAAUUCUCCUCCGCAGCCGCUCACAAGGGAAGGAGACCUGCUCGAACUCCUCUGCCAAGUCAAAGGGAAACCAGAGCCUGUUGAUGUGACGUGGUUAAGAGUCGACGAUGAGAUGCCCCAGCACGUUUUGGUGUCAGGGUCAAACCUCCACAUUGACAGCCUAAACAAAAGCGAUAACGGCACAUACCGUUGUGAGGCUUCCAACCAAGUGGGGACGGCUUAUUCUGAUUACACGCUUUAUGUAUACGAUCCUCCCACAACUCUCCCUCCUCCCACCACCACACUUUCCACCAUCAUCACCAUCACCACCAACAUCGCCGCAGACACAACGGCGGCGGCAGAACCGGCAGUUCACGGCUUUACUCAGUUGCCCAAUACUGCCGAAGAGCUGGACUAUGGGGAUCUCUCAGAUUCUCGAGCAGGAGAAGAGAGCGCCAUCACGGCAGUGGACCAUGCGGUGAUUGGAGGAGUGGUGGCCGUGGUGGUCUUCGCCAUGCUCUGCCUCCUGAUCAUCCUGGGGCGGUACUUCGCAAGACACAAAGGUACAUACUUCACCCACGAAGCCAAAGGGGCUGACGACGCAGCCGAUGCCGACACUGCCAUCAUCAACGCCGAGGGCGGACAGAACAAUUCUGAAGAGAAGAAGGAAUACUUCAUUUAGAGCCCCUUGUUUCAGGAGGCGCCCAACGGCCGGGCUGAGGGAGGCCAAGGCCCUUCCAAGAAGAUAGAGACAAUGAUGUUGGAAGUUGCUACCAGCUUACAGCUUUUUUAAUUUGUCUCUUUGUGUCUCUUUUCUUUCUUUCUUUCUUUCUUUCUUUCUUCCUUCCUUUCUUUCUUUCUUUCCUUCUUCCCUUUCCUUUCCUUUCCUUUCUUUUUAUUUUCUAAAUUUAUGGCUGGCAAAUGUGUGGGAGUUGAGGAGUCCCAACGUAAAAAAAAGAAAAGGUGUCCUUUGUCAAGUACACUCUGCUGUGUGACACUUCUGUAUCAUUGGGUUGUUAAUUCUCUGGCCAAGUUCAGCUUGGAUUUAGUUUAGUUCCAUCAUUUACAGAAAAUUCUGUGCCUUGUUUUAUUUUUUAUUUCAUUGGAGGGAGGGGAGGGCGGAGGGGGGGAGAGAUCCUACAGUUUCAUACAGUUCUUACCUUUCUCGUUUCUUCUUCCUAGCCUUUCUUGGAAUUGUCUGCUGGAAUCCCUUGAGAAAAGAUUUGGGCUGGUUGGUUAUUAUUAUUAUUUUUUUAAAAAAAACUUCUUCGGUUUUGUUAGUUUUUCUCUUCUUCUACUAUUUCUUCUUCUCCUCCUCUUUUUUUUGUUUUCUUUUUGUUUGAGAUUCUGGGUUCUAUUUUGUUGUUGUUGUUUGAAACCGUGUCAUCAAAGGAGAACCAGCACACCUUAGAUUUCAUUGUUUGAAACUGAGUGUACCCAUCAUCCAUCAUAAUCCCUUGUUGUGAGAGCUUGGACCAAUAGGCUUUGUAGGAGGAGGGGCAGCCGCUGCCUCAGUUUCCAGUGCGCAAAGACGAGCACCUGGGCCGGUGCUGCUUCUCACCGAGAGCCCCCAGUGUGCUGACUUGAGCACCUGCGAGCAAAGUGUGUGCCUAGGGAGCCAAACCUCCUUCCCUUCCGUGCUUCUCCGCACUCCUGAGUCUCUGGACGGGCGCAGUCAGCCUGCAGAGACCUCGCCCAAGAUCUUCCCCGAAACGGUUGCCGUGAACGGGGGGGCGCAGAUCCUUUGCGGACAACAUUACAAACCCCGGUCACACAAGGGGGAGGAAAGGCUGAGUUUGGCUCUGGUUAUUUUGGUUCCCAAAGGUCCCGUCGGUGGCUCCCAUUUUGGCCCAGCACCGCUGUCAUUUGCUG